Toxorhynchites rutilus septentrionalis is the source of this 751-nucleotide messenger RNA. RefSeq names its product defensin-C-like. Gene Ontology annotation, biological process: humoral immune response; defense response to bacterium. The record is from RefSeq and is a predicted model, not a curated record. The coding region runs from base 57 to 338 and encodes 93 amino acids. NCBI's taxonomy places the organism in Eukaryota, Metazoa, Arthropoda, Insecta, Diptera, Culicidae. The transcript is spliced from 2 exons.
AUGCUCUGAAGAGUGGUAAUCGUCUGUAACAAACUAAUCACUGAACAUUCUACAAAAUGCGUACCAUCGGUGCCGUCUUUCUGGCUGUCCUGUGUUUGAUCGCGGUCAUCCCAACAGGAUACAGUUUCCCAGCUGAGGAACCGAAUACUUUGUUUGAUGAACUGGUUGCUGGGUCCAGCGAUGGCGUUGAAGCGCCGAACGUCCGUGCCAAGCGGGCAACCUGUGAUCUGUUGAGUUUCCUCAAGGUCAAUGAUGCCGCCUGUGCUGCCCAUUGUAUUGUUAAGAAGUACAAGGGUGGCUAUUGUAACGACAAGAAGGUUUGCGUUUGUCGUAAAUAAAUACGAUGCAACGAAUGCAAUUUGCAAGGCGACCCAUCCUGUGUCCCGAUGUGAGGUAUAGUGUUUGAGUUAUAAUUUUUUCAAAACAUACUUAAAAGUGAAGCUGAGCAAUUUUCGGAAGUCCAUGAACUCAAGAGAACCUAAGGUGUUUAACAGUGAAGCAUUAACGAGUGUUGUGUUGUAAUUUGAUUUUCAUUAUAUGAUUAUUAUAAAAUAAAUAAUAGGGAGUAGCUACAGAAGGAAAGGGCUUGUAUAUGAGUAUAUUUGUCGGAUAAUAAGAGACAGACGGCAAAAGCAUGAUAAAAUAGAUAUAACUAUUGAGUUUUUGGAAAGUAUGUGAGAUUUUUGGAUGAAAAUGAAAUUGAAAUGAAAAUGAACUCUCUACAGAAAAUGCAAUAAAAUCUUUUAAUUCC